UUCGCCGCCCUGCGUUCCGCAGGUUGGGAUCCCUCAACGAGGUGCUCCAGCGGCUGCGCGGCGAGGUGCAGAGCGUCCGGGACCCGAAGGGGCGGGUGCCGGGCCGAACAGGCGAAGUGUUGUGGUCUUUUCUUUUUAAGCAAACCAUAUGUAAAACGAGUUUUUGGACUAUGUGAACUGCAGAGAAGAAGUGGAAUUGGAGAUUGAUCGACUCAUGUGAAGAUGAGUUGUUGUUUUACUUUUUCGUUUGUGUGUGUGCUGGCAAGAGUUGCAUGUGCUCAGGGCUUUUUCCUACUCAAAGCCGGUAUCCGUUUCACCCGACCGUAAUUUCUGAUAGAGACUUUUUUCUGUUGGAGAACUUUCAUUCUGUGCGAUCUUUGCGCCAGUGAGAAUACCCUGAGACCAUUAACUAAUCAGGCCUUCCAAUGCGAUGGCAUCGCUUUUGGACGAUUGUGGUGCUGCAGACCCUUUCUGGUGCUGCAGACGAUCGUGAGGCUGCCAAAGGUUGCGUUGAUCGUUUGGACUCGAAUGACAAUUUGGAUGAGGAGCUCUUGCACUUCAGAAUGCUUCAAGUCAGUGCGGAAGUGCUUCCCAAAGACCAUGUGAACCUCGAGAGAUCUGACGCCCCCGUGCCACGUCGGGGCUACGUGGUGCCCCACCACUCUUCGAGGCCACGUUUGAGCUUAGCUCAUUGGCUCACCGGGGCGGCUGAGGAGAAGCUUCUUCCCUUUGCAACAGCUGUGUUGCUACCACAUGCAGUAGCCUUCCUGGUGGCUCAAGUCCUGAUGCGGCGGCACGGUGGUACAGCCGUAGAAGUCUUGCAAGAAAAAAAGGAAGCGCCGAAGAGCCUGUCGUACAUCAUUAAGCAGGCUGGACCCAUGUGGAUCAUUCAUUUGGUGGCCAUUUUCACCUUUGCAGCAGCUGCUCCUAGCGUUGAGUACUUGUACUUGAACUACUUUGCACGGCAAUCCCAGCCUGGGAUCGACUGCUCAGUACAGAUGGCCGCAGCUCCAUGUACACAAUCUGUUACGAAGGUCUUGAAACUUCAAAUUAUUCGUGGCUUUGUGCUUCCGGUGGUGCAGUUUAUCUUGGGCCCAGCAUUAGGCGCGAUGAGCGAUGCUUUUGGUCGAAGGCCUGCCGUGCUGGUGAUUCGCACAUGCCUUUUGAUUUCAGCCACUGGAACAAUGCUUGUCGCUUGGUUUCCUUUACCGAUUUGGGUUGACUAUGCCCUUGGUGUCUUCUCGACAGUUCCUUGGGGUGCAGUGCCCUUCGCAUGGUAUAUAGAUCGAUUUGAUCAUGCACCCACCAUUGUCUAUGCGGUGAGCCUGAUUGAGGGGUCUUGCAUCAUCAGUGAAGCCCUAGGGACAGCAUUCGGAAGCUUCUUGAGCUUGAACAUGGCCAUCUCUGUGCUCUUCGUCGGCCGAGCCGUGACCUUUUGCCUGGCACUGUGGGUGCUACCAGAAUCGUUGCCCGAGGAGAAACGCAUGGUGUUCUCAUGGUCGUCUUUAAUGCCGACAGCUGCCUUGCAAGCUCUUCUGCAAAGCCCCUUGGUGGAGAAGCUCACGGCCAUUCUUGUCAUCAACUCAUUUCACUGGGCAGGCUACUAUACCAUCUUUGGAAGAUUCUUGCAGAGCCAUAUGGCGUGGGCGAGGCAAAACAGCUAUUACAGUGGACUUGCAGAACAAGUCUCUCAGGUUCUUUGGCUUUCAUUUGGAGUGAAUCUUCUUGUGCGAGCCUUUGGCCAGUCUGGGCUUAUCGCUGUCAGCACUUGUGCUUGUGUAGCGUCCAACGUCUUGCAAAUGCUUUCAAACAAGCCCUGGCAGAUCUAUGCGAAUAACCUGUUAUUUUCAGGACCUUCCUUCAUGGCCCCCGCUGUGGUUUCUGGGAUCAUUGGUGCACAGGCUCCAGGCGAACAAGGUACCUUGCAAUCAGCUGUUGCAUUGGUUUCGCAGGUGGCGGCGGCUCUAGGACCUGUGGCCUUUGCCACGGUGUAUCAAUUGCUCGAUCCAGCAGCGCCUGGAGCUCCAAGUUGGACCAUGGACCUCUACAUCAUCUACGGUGCUCUGUUUGCGGUACCUGCUCUCACUUUGACCUUUUCCUUGCGCCGCUUCAUGGAAGGGACCCAAGGGAAGGGCGACCAACGGCCGGAGUCGUAGAGUCGACGCAGUGAAGAAGGAUUUUCAGAAUCUCAGAAUCCAUAUUUUCGGAGGUGCCAGAAGCACCGUCCGAGCUGUGCCAACAUGCAAACAAAAAGUGAAGGACAAACAGCCGCCGUUCCAGUCUUU
Durusdinium trenchii is the source of this 2285-nucleotide messenger RNA. Lineage: Eukaryota; Dinophyceae; Suessiales; Symbiodiniaceae. The record is from the annotation of a GenBank genome assembly.